AUGUCCCUCCAGCGCAUCAUCCACCUGUCCCUGGACAGCCCCACCCACGCCACCUGCAUGCUGGAUGUGGAGUUCUCCCUGGAUCUCCAUGGGUGCGCCCCAAGGACAUGCACGUCCUUCACCGUCACGGGCUCCCUGGGGGUCCUGGUGGAUGUUUACCACCGCGCUCCGGGCACACCCAGGGAGGACGCCGACAUGGCCCGCUGGCCCCUGUCUGAUCCCGUGGAUGUGCUAGUGAAGAUGGUAUCCGCCAGCCCUGACGUCCAGGAGAACAAGGUUCUGGUCUCCUACUAUCAGCCCGACGUGGAACCCCCCGUGGCCACUGGAGUGCUCUACCUGACGGGCAUCGGGGUCUCUCUGGACGUGGACAUCUACCGCUGUGGGCAAGUUCAGCUGGUGAGCGACACAGAGGCAAAGAAAAACUGGGUGUGGGGCCCCAACGGUUGGGGUGCCAUCCUGCUUGUGAACUGUAGCCCCGAGGAGGCGGGCCACCCCGUAGACACCACCACAAAGGAGCUCUCCUCGGAGGAAAUAAAGCGUCUGUCCCCGAUGACAGUGACCGUUCAAGGACCCAGCUGCUUCUUAAAGGGACACCGGCUGCUCCUGCACACCUCCGAGGGCGAGGCGGAGAAGGCGAGAGUCUACCGGGCCCUGCAAGACCGCUCCAGCACCUUCCAGGUGAUGCUGGGGCCUGGCCAGCACACGUACACCUUCCCCGCGCUGGAGGAUCACCUGAAGGAGGGCCAGCUGAAGGAGACCUUCUAUGUUGAAGCUAUGGAGUUCCCGUCCGCUGACUUCUCAGGCCUGAUUUCCUACUCUGUCUCCCUGCUGGAAGAGUCCCAAGACCCGUCCAUCCCAGAGACGCUGGUGUACAAAGAUACGGUAGUGUUCCGGGUAGCUCCCUGCAUCUUCACUCCCAGCACCCAGAUGCCGCUAGAGGUGUACCUGUGCAGAGAGCUGCAGCUCCAGGGCUUCGUCCACUCGGUGAUGGAGCUGAGCGAGAGGAGCAACAGCCAGGUGGCAUCUGUCUACGAGGACACCAACCGCUUGGGCAGGUGGCUCCAGGACGAGAUGGCCUUCUGCUACACCCAGGCCCCCCACAAGACGAUUUCCUUCCUUCUCGACACCCCUCGGGUCCUCAAACUGGAAGACUUCCCCAUGAAAUACUCGCUGAGCCCUGGAGUUGGCUACGUGACCCGGCGCACCAGUGACCACAGGGUGGCCAGCAUGGACUCCAUCGGGAACCUGAUGGUGUCCCCACCUGUCAAGGUGAAGGGGAAGGAGUACCCCCUCGGCAGGAUCCUGGUUGGCAGCAGCUUCUACCCCAGCAAGGAGGGCCGAGACAUGAGCAAGGCCCUGCGGAGCUUCCUGGACGCCCAGCGGGUGCAGGCGCCGGUCGAGCUCUUCUCCGACUGGCUCAUGGUGGGCCACGUGGGCGAGUUCCUGUGCUUCCUCCCCACGCGGGACCAGCGUGAGGACGAGAAGGGCUUCCGGCUGCUCCUGGCCAGCCCCAGUGCUUGCUACAAGCUGUUCCGGGAGAAGCAGGAGGAGGGCUACGGCGACAUGGUCCUGUUCGAGGAGGUCCGCCACGACCAGCUCCUUUCCAACGGGAGGGAGGCCUACACCAUCAAUCAGCUUCUGGCUGACGAAGACAUGAGAAAGCAGAACGACUAUGUGGAGAAGUGCAUCGGCCUGAACCGGGAGGUGCUGAAGCGGGAGCUGGGCCUGCUGGAGAGAGACAUCAUCGACAUCCCGCAGCUCUUCUGCUUGGAGCAGCUGACCAACGUGCCCUCCAGCCAGCAGACCGGGAAGCUCUUCGCCAGACCCUACUUCCCCAACCUGAUGCAGAUGGUCGUGUUGGACAGGAACCUGGGCAUCCCCAAGCCAUUUGGGCCCCAGAUCAAGGGUGCCUGCUGCCUGGAGGACAAGAUCUGCCAGCUGCUGGAGCCCCUGGACUUCAAAUGUACCUUCAUUGACGACUUCGACUGUUACCUGACCGACAUCGGGGACUUCUGCGCCUGCGCCAACGUGCGCCGGGUGCCCUUCGCUUUCAAGUGGUGGCAGAUGGUGCCUUAG
Messenger RNA from Condylura cristata (star-nosed mole), 2076 nucleotides. RefSeq names its product peptidyl arginine deiminase, type VI (gene PADI6). The transcript is spliced from 16 exons. The record is from RefSeq and is a predicted model, not a curated record. Gene Ontology annotation, molecular function: protein-arginine deiminase activity; calcium ion binding. Bases 1 to 2076 code for a protein of 691 amino acids. Lineage: Eukaryota; Metazoa; Chordata; Mammalia; Eulipotyphla; Talpidae. Gene Ontology annotation, cellular component: cytoplasm.